AUGAUUUGUUGGGUUCUUUGGAAAGCAAGAAACACCUUGGUUUGGGAUAAAAAAGCUUCCUCUUCUACUCAAAUUUUCACUUCGGCUUGGGUUACUCUUGAUCAUUGGCGAAAAGCUCAAGAUAAAACAUGUUUAUUAUCAUCCUCUCUCUUGCAUGAUGGUAGUAACAUUGAGCAAUGGACGACACCUGCUUCUAAUACGGUUAAGAUCAAUGUCGAUGGUGCAAUAUUUGAGAAGGAAAAUGCCUAUGGGUUUGGUGUGGUUGCAUGUGAUUCGAAUGGCCAAAUUAUUGACUUUAUUGCCAAGUAUUACCAUGGGACUUACAAGGCUAACGUUGUUGAGGCUUUAGGGGUUAAGGAGGCCCUUAGUUGGCUAAAAGCCAAAGGGUGGAGCACGAUCGAGGUGGAAACUGACAGCUUACUCACUGUUCAAGCAAUCUUUAGUAAACAACAAAUAUCUUAUGUCUUUGGUUUGAUUACUAAUGAUUGUAAAAUUUUAUUGUCUUCUUCACCUAAUGCUAGUUUACGUUUUAUUAAACGAUCAGCAUAUCGAGUGGCCCAUUUUGUGGCUAGACGCUCUCGAUUCUACUCUGAUCGUAGCAUUCUUGAGGAUAAUGUUCUGGCUGACCUUCAUGCCAUCUUGUAUUCAGAAUGCUAG
Cannabis sativa is the source of this 657-nucleotide messenger RNA. RefSeq lists its product as uncharacterized. The coding region runs from base 1 to 657 and encodes 218 amino acids. The transcript has a single exon. Gene Ontology annotation, molecular function: RNA-DNA hybrid ribonuclease activity; nucleic acid binding. NCBI's taxonomy places the organism in Eukaryota, Viridiplantae, Streptophyta, Magnoliopsida, Rosales, Cannabaceae. The record is from RefSeq and is a predicted model, not a curated record.